This is a messenger RNA of Trachymyrmex septentrionalis, 617 nucleotides long. RefSeq lists its product as uncharacterized. Bases 40 to 531 code for a protein of 163 amino acids. Lineage: Eukaryota; Metazoa; Arthropoda; Insecta; Hymenoptera; Formicidae. The record is from RefSeq and is a predicted model, not a curated record. The transcript has 3 exons.
AAGGAGAUAUAAGGGCUACGCCAACAAGGUCUACCAACAAUGGCACUGACGUUAGCGUUACCUUUAUUCGGUUUAGAUCCAGACCAUUUUUCUGCGCUCAGUAUGAAGCUUCUUAAUAUUGAACGUGAACAAAAUAUGAGAAAUUUGUCCGAUUCCGGGCGAACUUCUCCAAGUAGCGGAAGCGAAUCUAGUGGGAUUAGCAGUCUCGCUACAUCUGCCGAAUCUGCAUCAGUUGAAUUAACACCGAUUUCAUCAAGACCAGAGACACCCACUCCUAGAGUUCCCUCCAAAAGUCAGGAAAAGACUGUUCGCGUAGUAUACGGAGGUCGCGAUAUAUUGAAUUUGGGAGCGAACAUCAGACCGUCAUUCGACUGGCAAAUGAGAGAUCGAACAUUGUCCCGACAUAACAUUCAAGAUUUUAUAACUAAUCGUCUGGUGUAUCAUCGAUUGCGUGAGCAGCCGCUUACCAAAGAUUAUCUAACGAAACGUUGCAAUGAAUGUGAGUUUUGCGAACCGUCAUCUAUCUUCUGAUAUCGACUUAACCGUAACGAAACGAUUAACGACAACAAGUCCUGCGUACAACGUCAUGGAUAACUGAACUGUGAUAGACCGGAUAA